Messenger RNA from Alnus glutinosa, 1239 nucleotides. RefSeq names its product probable cinnamyl alcohol dehydrogenase 1. The transcript has 6 exons. The coding region runs from base 164 to 1036 and encodes 290 amino acids. The record is from RefSeq and is a predicted model, not a curated record. Gene Ontology annotation, molecular function: oxidoreductase activity, acting on the CH-OH group of donors, NAD or NADP as acceptor. NCBI's taxonomy places the organism in Eukaryota, Viridiplantae, Streptophyta, Magnoliopsida, Fagales, Betulaceae.
CAGUACUAGUCAACAAUGAGCUCUGCAACUGCAAAUGAAAAUUGCCUUGGAUGGGCUGCAAGAGAUGCAUCUGGGGUUCUCUCACCUUUCAAAUUCAGCCGUAGGGCUGUCGGAAAAGACGACGUUUCUAUAAAAAUCACGCACUGUGGAAUCUGUUAGGCCGAUGACCAGGAAUAAAUUUGGAGACUCCAAGUAUCCUGUAGUGCCUGGACACGAGAUUGCUAGAAUUGUGAAAGAGAUUGGUUCCAAUGUCCAACGUUUCAAAGUUGGCGACCAUGUUGGGGUGGGAACUUUUGUUAACUCUUGCAGAGAUUGUGAGUAUUGUGAUGAGGCGCUAGAAAUUCAUUGUCUUAAGCGAGCUGUUGACACUUUUAAUGCCAUCGAUGUGGAUGGUACAAUCACAAAAGGAGGAUACUCCAAUUUCAUUGUUGUCCACGAAAGGUACUGCCUUAGGAUUCCUGAAAGCUAUCCAUUGGCUUCAGCAGCGCCUUUGCUUUGUGCUGGAAUUACUGUUUACACUCCCAUGAUGCGCCAUAAGAUGAAUCAAGCUGGUAAAUCUCUAGGAGUGAUUGGCCUUGGUGGUCUUGGUCACAUGGCAGUGAAGUUUGGGAAGGCUUUUGGGUUGAACGUGACAGUUCUCAGCACAAGCAUAUCCAAGAGAGAGGAAGCCCUGACUCUACUUGGUGCAGACAAAUUUGUGAUUUCAUUUGACCAUGACCAGAUGGCGGCCUUGGCUAAGUCAUUGGACUUCAUAAUUGACACAGCACCUGGUGAUCAUCCAUUUGAUCCCUACAUUUCGCUUUUGAAGACUUCUGGUGUCUUGUCCUGCUUCUUAGCAGGCACGAUAACUAUUUCUGGUAGUGCAACUGGAGGCACGAAAGGCACACAAGAAAUAAUAAACUUCUGUGCUGCGCGCGACAUUCAUGCCAAGAUAGAAGUGAUUCCAAUUCAACAUGCAAAUGAAGCUCUUGAGAGGCUGAUAAAGAGUGAUGUCCAGUACUGGUUUGUGAUUGAUAUUGAAAACUCCCUGAAAUGAAACCAUGUAGAAAAAAGAGGGAUUCCUCUUUUUCAAUACAAACACUAACAAGUUAAACGCGGAUUUGAGGAAUUAGACCAGAUAGAAACUCAAAGAAUAAGGUCAUUGACUAUCUCAUAGCUUGGUUGCAGUGCAUUUUCUUCUAUGUAACAAUAUGCACGUUCGAUCAUCUUUAAAAAGCAUGUGGUUCUAUGUAAUUAUUU